Messenger RNA from Carassius gibelio (silver crucian carp), 3416 nucleotides. Its product is annotated as syntaxin-binding protein 4. The record is from RefSeq and is a predicted model, not a curated record. The transcript is spliced from 22 exons. The coding region runs from base 94 to 2211 and encodes 705 amino acids. NCBI's taxonomy places the organism in Eukaryota, Metazoa, Chordata, Actinopteri, Cypriniformes, Cyprinidae. Gene Ontology annotation, molecular function: protein binding.
GCGGCUAUGUGUCUGGUGCUAAUAAUUGGAGGCAGCGUUUAAUUCCGUUUCCAGAGCAGACUAUUUUUGAACUUAACGUUUCUGUUGGAUGCAAUGUCCUAUCUGAACCCCCGGGGAAGACAGCUCGAGCGUUUUGAUGGACUUUCGCUCAUUUACUGGACACUGAUGGGUCCGUAUGGAGUAGAUCGAGCCGUGCAUUCUAUGGAGUUUACAGACUGUGAGAACGGAUUAGGAAUCAAAGUGAUCGGUGGUGUGAAAGAACUAACAGGAGAGGAAUAUGGCGUUUAUGUGAAGAGGAUCUUACCUGGUGGCAUUGCUUCCAGUGAUGGAAACCUGGAGCCUGGAGACCAGAUCUUAGAGGUGAAUGGUGAAAGCCUGAUUGGCGUGACAAGUGAACGAGCGGUGGACAUUCUUAGAGCAGCAUCCUCAACCAAUCACAUGCACCUUCUCAUAGCCAGAGACGAGGAAGCCAGGCGAGAAUUUGCAGAGCUCCUUGAAAAAUACGGCUCAAAUGGCAGCACAGGAUCUACCAGGAAUUCACCUAUUCAGCAUACAGGCAGAUACUUGGACAGCACAUCAUCAGGGUCUUCAUCCAGCUCUCAGAGUCCUCUAUUGCUUAGUCCCGCUGGCUCUCAGAGUAACUACAACAACACAGGACCCUUGCUACGCUCCCUAAGUCACCCAGGUGAAGGGGUGAUUCAGCUGAUAUCCGUCGCUCGCUCCUGCAGUCUGGGUAUUACCAUUGGCGGUGGCUCCAACAGACCUGAUGGCCCUGCAGUUUUCAUCCAGGAAGUGCUGUCUGGAGGAGAUUGUCAUCGGGAUGGACGGCUCAGACCCGGAGAUCAGCUCAUCGCCAUUAACAAGGAGUCAUUGAUAGGAGUCACGUAUGAGGAGGCCAAAGGUGUGCUCAACAAAGUCAAAUUCAGUCAAGAACCAGUGGUGGAUAUUGCCUUCAUACCAGGAAAAGGACCUUUCUCCAACAGCCCAUCAGUUCAGAGGGGGGUUGGGAACGGAUGCAACUUCAGCCGGUUAAAGGUUCAUGUCCGAUCUCCUGAGAUGCAACGAGAGGAAGCAGCUCCAGUGCUUUCAUCCUCCCUAGAUAUCUGCCCUCCAGAGAUACAGGUUUCAGCCUCUGCCGCACAGAGACAAGCCACUGUUUCCAAACCCAAGAUCUCGCUGGACCCCCACAUACGGCUCAAAUCAGAGAAGCUCGAUCUGGCUCUGUCGUACCUGGGUUUGGAUCUAACAGAUGAGAAGAGACGGCAGCUCAGAGAGAGUCUCACUACAGACCCUCAGGGAACGGUGUCGUAUGGAGACUUUGUGGAAGCCACCCGCAGCAUUUAUCAGGAGAAGCUGGAGGAGGCGGGACUGGGACAGGGUCCCUUCAUGUUCUCCUAUCAGGAAGCAGCCAGUUUGAUGGACACCUCUGCCUUUCAUUCCCCAACCUGUGAGUCAGAGUGCAGCUACAGCAGUGAGGAACUGGAGGAGUUUCAGACUGAAGUCAAACAUCUUCAGCUGCAAAUGAAACAACUUAAGGGGUUACUGAAAGACACAGAAGACAGUAAGAAGACUCUGGAGGAGGAACUGCAGAAGACGGCUGAGAAGACCACAGCCACAGUGGAGGAGAACAAGUCUCUGAAAAGUAAGCUGCAGGUCGCUGAGGCUGUUCAGAGACAGACCAACAGCGCUGAACAAGACUAUGAGCAGGUCAUUCAGCUCCUGGAGGCUGAAAUCAAAGAUCUGAAGAACCAGCUCGCCGGAAAGAAACCGAGAGGCCUGGAGGCUACUAAAGAGAAUGUGAUGGAGCUGAACAGGAGGCUGGCCAUGAUUGACAGUCAGCUGAGAAGGUCUGAACUCACACGGAAACACCUGGAGAUAUCCAACAAGAAGCUCCUUGGAUUUGCACAGAAUGUCCACAAAGUUUUCACCAAUGCCAGCUUAUUUGGGAUUGAAAGUGGGUGCACACAAGCGUCUCCAGUGACUGACAGCCCCGACACAGCCUCCCCGAUCCCGGAUCCAGCCUGCCAGCUCGCAGCUGAGGCCAAAGAGCUCGUAGAUGGUGUCUGCUCACUCUGCACCGAGGAUCACAAAUUACUGCAGUACGUAGAGGGAAGCAUUGUGAAGGCCGAAGAGGACUGUGAUUCAGACCUCACUCAGUGGCCAGAACCUCCUGUCCCCGGGGCUCUUGCAGUAGAGCGGCGAGGUCAGUAGAUCAUCUGGGAUGGACAGACAAACCGGGCUCAUUCAGGACAUCGAGGUCGAACUGCAACUAUACUGUGGAACAUAAGAGACUGUGUGGUUUGUACUCUUUCAAGUGGUGACCAGAGGCCUGAGCUCUUCUGAUCAAACUCACACUCAUUUUUUAAAGCUGUCCGUGUACAUAUUUAACAUGUAGCAGAACUCAUAACAUAAAGGCAGAAACCAACCAAGGGAAUUUAAAUCGGGAACACAAACGGCACCAUUAACAGCAGCGGUGACUUUGAAACGCUCAGAUAUGAUUUCAACUGUGUCAGCAUGUGCCGUGAGUAACAUUUAUAACAGCUGAAGCGGUUACUUCACACAGUUAUGAAGAUGCUCUCAUUCAGAUGGUAUAUUUCCCCAUUUGAACAACUGUAAUGAAAACACAUUUGGCUGUGCAGCGGACCUCUCUGUUAGAGUUAGGUGUAUUAUACAGUACAUGUAUUAGAUUUCACCUAGGGAUCUUCAGGACAGUCCCCACUCUUCAUCAUUUGAUAUGAUGCUUAUUUGUAUCUGUUCUGAGAAGUGCUAUGACGUUUUGAAGAUUUUAUAUUUUCAGUCCGAAUCUUUUAUUAUGCAGAGACAUGUAGACACGCUCGCUUCUAAGUAUGUGCACGGUUGCCGUCAUAAACCUGGUCAAUCUUGUCAUCAAACCCUCUGAUUUGCUCUUCAUGUCUUUGCCGGUCUUGUCCAGGGUCACCCAGCCUUCACUGCAUUAUGAUCAGCUUUGCUCUGUUAAGUGCUUUGAGGGGAUCCUUCAUGAUUUGGUUCAUUGAUCGACAGUAACUUCGCUCCAUCCUGGGUUCCUCGGACUAUGAUUCUGUUCUUGGUAGGGAUCUUGCUCAUCACGACACUCAUAUAUCGAGUAAUUCCAGUCAUAUUGCAGUGUUCCACCCUGAAUGCAUCCGUUCAGCUGAACAAUGCACAUGGAUCGGGUUACUGUUUUCAUAAGCACACUGUAUUCUGUUUUGUCUUGCCAUAUAGGAUCUAGUUACUUAUAUCAAUGUGUAAUAAACUGUUUAUCAUUCAUUUCCGUCAUGCAGAUGGUUUGUUGAUAUUAAUAACAGCACACGCUCUGAAAAUGCUGACAUGUAGUCCUGUGAUUCAAUUAGAUUGCAUCAUAUGUGUGGCCUAAAUAUCUUUCUUUGAAUGUUUUUAUUAAAGUCUGAACAAAUGUG